CCAUUAUCUUAUUAGGUUAUUUAAUGUUAAAUUUGCACUUCUCUGGCAUGUGCAAGAAACACAAGAAGAAAAGUUAUUCAAGAGAAUUAUCAAGCUUUUUCAAUGUGACAUUAUGAUUAUGCAUAGAGUUUAGGGAACAAGAAAAAGAUGCAGAGCACAUAUGCGUCUUGGGUACCAACAGUAUCUCCUUCACCACUAAACCUCACAAACUCAAAGCCCAGACUGUCGAAUACUUCCCCAAAUCAAACACAAAGAAAUGGAGACAUUGAUAAUUCAGCAGAAGUGAGAUUUCCAUUGCCUACUCAUAUAAAAUCAAUAACAAGUACUUCAAACCCAUUUAUUAAACACUGUGUUAAGCUCCGUCAAAGCUCUCCUUAUCGCCAUGCACAUGGUUCUGCUCUUGUUGUGGGUACUACUCCCAUCAGGGAGAUCUGCAAAUUUCAGAAGUCAUUGAAAGAGGAGACUGUUGAGAUGGAGUGUUUAAUUCUUCCUGAUAAAGCUAAGGUUCCUGAAGGACUUGACAGUUCCUCCACUCGUACUUUGCGUGUGAGCGCUCUGGUGAUGAAAAGACUUUCGCAAUUGCAAUCUACUGAAUCUAUUGAGGCAAUUGCGCUGAUGAAAUUUCCUACCAGCUACUUUGUUGUAGGUGAUCAUCAAAAAGAUGCAGAUUUUCGUAAAUGGUUCCCAUCUCCACAUAGAAUUCUAGUCCUUGAGGGGAUCCAGGAUCCAGGAAACCUAGGUACAUUAGUCAGAUCAGCUGUGGCGUUUAGAUGGGGUGGCAUUUUUCUACUUCCUGGCUGUUGUGAUCCAUUCAAUGACAAAGCACUCAAAGCUAGUCGAGGAGCCUCCUUUCAGGUCCCUAUAGUAUCAGGCAGUUGGCAUCAUCUGGAAGCUCUAAAAGAUGAAUUCCAAAUGAAAAUGCUAGCUGGCCACCCGGCAAGUGACGACGAACAGACACCAGUGUCAGAGUUAUCUCAAGGGUUUGCAGAUUCUUUAGCUGAUAUCCCAAUAUGCUUGGUUUUGGGCAAUGAAGGGCAGGGCCUUACGGAGAAAUCUCUACAAGAAUGUCAGCUUGUGAGCAUACCCAUGGCAAGAAACUACGAGUCCCUCAAUGUUGCAGUUGCUGGUGGCAUUUUCUUGUACAUGCUACAACCUAAACACCAGGGACUUCUAUAAUGCUUUUCUAUUUGUUAUAUAUCAAAGUAGAUUAGUUAGCAAUUGCUCGUGGCAAUUAGAUAAACCGGAAUAUUUUCUAAUUGAGUGAUACAUUGUAUUCCAAAUCUCUCUAUUUUAGUUUCCUUUGAGCUUUGAA
Ricinus communis (castor bean) is the source of this 1312-nucleotide messenger RNA. RefSeq lists its product as uncharacterized. The record is from RefSeq and is a predicted model, not a curated record. Gene Ontology annotation, biological process: RNA processing. The transcript has 4 exons. Bases 148 to 1176 code for a protein of 342 amino acids. Lineage: Eukaryota; Viridiplantae; Streptophyta; Magnoliopsida; Malpighiales; Euphorbiaceae. Gene Ontology annotation, molecular function: RNA binding; RNA methyltransferase activity.